CUCAGGCAGCAUCCUCCCCUCUCCACUUCUACCUUCAUACUCACCUCUCUGCUUCUCUCGCCUCCUUUCUCUCCGUCACCUACUAACACAUUUCAUCUCUGGCAUCUCCCAGUCUGUUGUCUCCCCUAUACCAUCACACACACACUCAACCUCGUUGCCUUGCGCAAACCCAGGCGUGCACACACUCAUGCUGAUUGGCACCCAAGGACAGAGCACCCUCUCUCCCACCCCGGCGACCAGGCGGUUUGCUUGUGUGGCCAGCCGGCUUCUUGACACUGAGCUCAGCUGAGGAAGAGGACAAAGAAGAGGCCAUGGAGCACAGCCACAUCUUCCCUGUUUUUUCCCCAAAUGACAGCAGUUGGAGCCCAGAGCAGCAUCCCUCUGAGUUCGCCCAGGGGUGCCCUCUCGGACCACUGCCUGUCAUCUACUACAGCGUCCUGCUCUGCCUCGGCCUGCCGGCUAACAUCCUAACAGUGGUCAUCCUGUCCCAGCUGGUGCUGCGUCGUCAGAAGUCCUCCUACAACUAUCUCCUGGCUCUGGCAGCCGCCGACAUCCUGGUCCUGCUCCUCAUCGUGUUCGUCGACUUCAUUUUGGAGGAUUUUAUUUUGGGCACGGCGCUGCCUCCAUCACUAAACAAUGCAGUGCAGGUUCUGGAGUUCUCCUCCAUCCACACCUCCAUCUGGAUCACCGUGCCUCUCACCAUUGACCGUUACAUCGCUGUUUGCCACCCUCUGCGCUACCAUACAGUCUCCUACCCAGCCCGCACACGGAGGGUGAUCUUCGCUGUGUAUAUUGGGUGCUUGCUCUCCGCAGCGCCUUACUACUGGUGGCCUGAGCUGUGGCACAGCCUGUCCGGGGUGGGCGACGGUGAUGGAGGAGGAGGAGAGGAGGGAAACGGGAGGACCGUGGUCCAGCAUGUCCUGGUGUGGGCCCACUGCGCCACAGUCUACCUGCUCCCCUGCACAGUCUUCUUCUCCCUUAACGCUGUCAUCGUGCGUAAGCUGCGCAGACGCCGCAGCUGCUUUCGUCUGCGUGGCUACUCUACAGGCAAAACCACUGCCAUUCUCCUGGCUAUAACCUCAAUUUUUGCUGUUUUGUGGGCGCCACGUACCCUCAUGAUCCUGUACCACUUUUAUUCCUCUCCUCCAGCCUCGCAGAGUGCGGGCAGAUUGCUCCAUGUGCUCACCGAUCUGGCCAACAUGCUAGCACUGCUCAACACCGGGGUCAACUUCUUCCUCUACUGCUUCAUCAGCAAGCGCUUCAGGGGAAUGGCAGCCAACGUGCUGCGAGCCCUGGUCCGCUGCCGGAAGCAGCAGAAGCCUUUCUACGCCAGCCACAACUUUUCCAUCACAAGCAGCCCCUGGAUCUCACCAGCCAACUCCCACUGCAUCAAGAUGUUGGUGUACCAGUACGACAAAAACGGGAAGCCCAUCUGUAUAUCCUCUUGAGUCCUCAGCCAUGGUAGCUACCCCAACCUUCAGUUGUUGGGAAGCAUAUUCAGGCAUUGUCUCCUUGGUGACAAGCUCUGCUCCCUUGGGACUCUUCGAGGCUUGAAAAUGUCAACACACCCCGAGAGCACAUAGGUUCAGUUAGCUAGCUUUGAGCGAUAACAAAGCGGUUGGCUAGCAAGAUGGAAACUGCAGAUCCGUACUUAACAGAAAAUGGCCUCUUAUGUUCAAAAAAGUAUUCAAAAGGCAGCAACCAGCAUCAAAUAACUAAUGAUUAUUUUCUCCAUGCAAAAAAAUACAGCUAUUGUAUGACUGACUCUAGACUUACGGACUGAUCAAGGGAUAUCAACCCCCACCUCUCACUGACUUUAAUGAGCCACAGCGCAAAAAAAAUAAACUGGCAACUGUUAUCUAGUAUCCUCUGUGAAGCUUCAAAUACUAAGACAUUGAUUUAUUUAUGGACGGUCUCUGUCGCACACUGCUGCCAACGAUGAGGAGCUGCGUCUUUGUCCGUUGGGAGACAUUCCCAAAAAGCAGAGAUUUCCAGUCAGAGUCUUGGCACUGAACAUCUCACCUCGAGGGGGUGACACCACUCAGGCAGAGUCAUCAACGGUUCUGGCUGUGUCUCAAGCAAUGUUCAAAAAGCGCUGUCAUUUCCAGUUUAAUAUGCAGAGGAGUCUCAAUGGCAUGUUCAUUUGGGCUACCAUCAAAUGAACAGCCCUACCUGACUUUUAUCUUGUGUGUGCCAAGUUCAUCCUAGCAGUGCAGGUCUCUCUGCUUACUGUUGGGUAAAUAUGUAUUAUUUGGUCAUGGUAGACUGUUAUUGUGGCUUCACAUAAAAAUAAGACAAAAAAUAUGACUUGUGCAAAGUGUCAUUAAACUAGUAAUCACAUAUCCAAUAUUAGGAAGAGGAAAUUUCUGCUAUGAGUAGAUAGUCCUCUAUUAACUAUUAAUGGUCCGUGAUGACUUACUGUUAACCACUAUCUGGAUGAAUAUAAUGAAUGUAACAGCUGUAUAACCCUUUAGCUUUUUUUGAAAGACUGAGUGAUAAAGAGAGAGAGAGAGAUGACGUACACAUCUGUAAUCCUUUAUUUUUGUUUUGCUUUUCCUCAUCCAAGGUUUUCUGCCCCAUGGUGCAGCAGUGAAUUUGGUCUCAGGGCCACAGUGACACAUUUCAGCUCUGCUCAUUCUGCUGCUGGCUGAUGGCAAUUCAGUAACAUUUCACAUCCAAACACAGUCACGUACAUCAACUCUGUCUCAGUGCUGCCAGAGUCCUGCCCAGUAAUAAACCAUAAAUGUUAACACACACUAACACUCACACACACAUGAAGAACACACUUAUACUCACAUUGUGCUCUGUAUUGCCCACAGAAAGAGCACAUUGAGAUCAAUGCAUUCUGCAGACACCUUGCAGCAUUAGCAGCAUUCAUCUAUCUAGCGAGAAAGGUACUGAGCCAAGGGGAAGAUUUCUGUUGAUAUCUGCCUGAAGAUAUGAGACACAUCAGGCUUUGUUUGAAUGGAUAUGGCUUUAAAUCGGAUGAAUGUUAUGUGCGUCUGUCAGAGCUGAUAAAGCCAUGCCCUUCAAACUCUUGUUCGACACUCACGUUGGAGACACUUUAGGCGGUCACUGCAGGUUGCGAUUAACACAAAGAGCUUGAACGUUUUGGCUGCUUCUCAAGAAGGUUAUAAUAACAUUACUAACAAGCUUUAUUGCUGAGAGGUUGCAUAAUCCUGACUUGACGAGACAUGUCCUUUAGAGCAAGGGCUGUUCACCUUGUUUUAACAAAUUGCCAGUUUAAUGAUAUGAGUUAAAUAGGUAGGUAACUAUUGAAUCUUUACCAUGACUGUGUAUUUGAGUGUAUUUACAUUUCCAACUCAGCGUCUUGCUGGGUGAUGUCAAAAUAACAUAAGUAUACAUUUACUUUUUUAAUGUUUCUCUUGGUGCUUAAAGUGUGCGUUUAAAACCCAAGUUCAACAAACGCGCUUUUCUUUUUGAAAACAUGAAAAUCUUUCUUUACAUCUCUACCUCCCAUUUCAUUUGAACAUGGUAGCAGUAUAUGGUCAUAUCUGAUAUACCAAUCAAAUUGCUCCUGCUACCCCUCCUGCAUGCACCUCACAAGUAGGUAACAUUUUGGCAAAACCUCCCACUAUGUGUAGCAAUGUCAAUUUUUGUAACAGAUCUGAGCAGAUCAAUUAUAUUAUGGGCAAAUUCAAAGACCAGUUUAAACUUUAAAAACUUUUUUUUCAAUUCAGAGGAUCGAAACACUUUUUAUCCAAGUGCUGUUGGCACAAUUUCUUAUUCUUGGAAAUGUCCAAUAUUCUUUCCAUUCAACGAUUUUGUAGCGAACCUGUUGCCCAACUUCCUAAUUCCCUCCUUUUCAGUUCAGCUUUGCACUUCUUGACUGGCUCCUCCAGUCUCAAUUCUUAUUUAUUUGUUCUUUACAAAUUGAUUUUCUUCCAAAUUACUGUGUGAAUGAGGGAGCUUUAACUGCCACUCUCUCUCUCUCACCUCCUUCACUCUGCAAACCCGCUGCUCAUUCCUCUUUUCUCCCACUUUAUGUCAAAUGCUCUUGCUCAAAGUUAAUUUCACAAGUGUCCUUUUUACUCGUUAUCUGAUAACCUUGAAGUCAUCUGUGCUACAUCGCUCCAUGAAUCCUCAUCAGAAAAUGGAUCCAUGCGGGUAGGGACCUUGAGAUGAAACUAUGUUAAAUGUUAUUUCAUGGAGAUGAACGGCCAAAUGGUCGAUAACUGAUAAUCAGUCAGCGAGCUCUUUGACUCCAGGUCCAUCAAAAGUCAUCCUUAGCAGUGUGUUGCAUUUCAUUUAGUGUAAAGGCUUUAAAAUGCAUUCUUUGAUCCUUAAUCAAUACUGCUUAAUGAUCCGACAAUGAUCAUUAAGAAGUUAGAUAACAAGAAAUUAUUUAGGCUUCAGACUGAGGAACUAAUGCCAGAUCAAUGUUGCCAUGACAUUCAUUCUCGUGCAACCCUAUCCAUUUUAAAGCAAUGUUAAUGUGACAUUUGUGGGAAAACCAGCGCCUCCCGGGGGCCUCCUGGGAGUUUCACAGGCAUGCUGGGAAACCAAAGCAGAUGAUUUGGGGGUGUUGAAAGAGGGUCACAUGCGGGUGUCUCUUCGUCUACCACGUGAGGCGUUCGGGGAGCAUGGUGGGAGGUGUGUGUGUGAGGGGGGACCAUGCCAAGUAAUCACCCCUAUUACAUAAGAGAAAAGAAGUAAUGCCCAAGAUCUGUGUUUUCUUCAUCCAGAUAUUAAAAAGAUAAACAAACAUAAAUUAAUCAGAGGAUGGAAUUGUAUUUCCUCUCUGUCUCUCUCUUUACCUAGUGAAGCUCUACAGUGUGUGUGUGUGUGUGUGUGUGUGUGUGUGUGUGUGUGUGUGUGUGUGUGUGUGUGUGUGUGUGUGUGUGUGUGUGUGUGUACAUAAUGUCCGUCUUAAACAGAAAGAAGCUUUAAAAAGUGUUUGUGCCAUAGGACCAUUAUGUAUGUAAGAUGUGUAUUUAUACUCAAUCAUGAUGAAUAUAAUUACAUGCAGCACAGCAUUAUAAGGAUAUAUCCAUGAAUGUAAACUGAAGCUUCAGGCAAUUUUAUUGGUAUUUUACUGAUUGUGAUUUUCUACUCAAUUACCUGUUUUGAGUAUUUACCUUUGUUCCUCCAUGGCAGUUUUUCUGAACUGUGUUUUUUGAUUGUACUGGAGUAAUCAUAGGCUUGCAUAAUUCAGUUGUUCCUCCUAAUGAAUGUAUUAAUUGUAUAAAGAGUAUGUAUUACUGUGUUGUGUGAAGAUAUGCAGAAAAGUAUUGACUAUUAUCAAUCUUAUUGAUUAAAGAAAUAAAGAACAGUAUCUCUAUGGAUUGAGAUGUAGUG
This is a messenger RNA of Notothenia coriiceps (black rockcod), 5319 nucleotides long. RefSeq names its product G protein-coupled receptor 139 (gene gpr139). Bases 312 to 1448 code for a protein of 378 amino acids. NCBI's taxonomy places the organism in Eukaryota, Metazoa, Chordata, Actinopteri, Perciformes, Nototheniidae. Gene Ontology annotation, biological process: phospholipase C-activating G protein-coupled receptor signaling pathway. Gene Ontology annotation, molecular function: G protein-coupled receptor activity. The record is from RefSeq and is a predicted model, not a curated record. Gene Ontology annotation, cellular component: plasma membrane. The transcript is spliced from 2 exons.